AUGACCCCCGGAAGUAGGGAACUUGGCAACAACAUCCUGGAGAAGUCCAAGAGCAAUGAAGUGUUACAGGAGAUCUUGACCCCAGCUACUAUAAUGGUGGUCAAUGUCACAGCGUCCACUACACAGGGGUCAGAGCUGACCCCCGAGGAACUGGCUGUCGUUAACGAAGCAUGUAAAAUGGCCGUCGACCUGACGGAGUGCAAGGCUAAGAUCUUUGAGUAUGUGGAGUCUCGUAUGUCCUUCAUCGCCCCCAAUCUGUCCAUCAUCGUGGGAGCCUCCAUAGCCGCCAAACUCAUGGGAACUGCUGGGGGCCUGACAAAUUUAUCCAAAAUGCCGGCCUGUAACGUUCAAAUACUUGGUGCACAGAAAAGAACCUUGUCUGGAUUUUCAACAGCCGCCAUUCUCCCCCACACAGGACACGUGUAUUACAGUGAAAUCGCCCAGAAAACUCCGCCGGACCUGAGGAAGAAAGCGGCCCGUCUAGUGGCUGCCAAGUGUACACUGGCUGCCCGGGUGGACAGCUUCCACGAGAGCGUGGACGGAGCCAUCGGUGACAGCCUAAGGGCAGAGAUCGAGCAGAAACUUGACAAGCUUCAGGAACCACCCCCCGUCAAAACGGUCAAACCACUGCCAGCCCCUAUUGAGCAGUCCCGGAAAAAACGAGGAGGAAGAAGGGCAAGAAAAAUGAAAGAAAGAUUAGGAUUAACAGAAGUUAGAAAAGCGGCCAACAGAAUGAACUUUGGAGAGAUUGAGGAAGAUGCUUAUCAAGAUGAUCUGGGAUUUUCUCUCGGAGCUUUAGGCAAAUCGCGGUCUGGAAAAAUCCGUGGGCCAGUGGUGGACUCCAAAACCAAGGCCCGAAUCUCUAAGACUCUACAGGCUAAAGUUCAGAAGCAGAACAAUGUUUGGGGAGGAAGUACAACAGUGAAACGACAGAUUGCUGGAACAGCGUCCAGUGUGGCAUUUACACCCCUACAGGGACUUGAGAUCGUGAACCCCCAGGCUGCGGAACGUAAAGUACAAGCCGCCAAUGCCAAGUACUUCUCCAGUACAUCUGGGUUCCACAAAAUCAAGAAGGGAGACACGUGACGGUGGCAGUGCCAUUUUCUGGUUGGCUUACUGUGUGUGUGUCGGUAGAAAGCCUUGAUGUAUAUCUUUCUACGUUUUUGAUUAUUUCAGCGAGAUCAAAUCUAUAUGUUACUGGUAUGUUUGUGGAAUACCUGACAUGGUUUUACAAAACUGUUGAUCAUUGUGAUGUAAUUGUCUCAUGUCAUCUUAUGAUAUUGUUUUAUAUAAUCCAAACUGAAAUAUGUGGAAUAAAGUCAUUACAAUGUA
Messenger RNA from Magallana angulata, 1332 nucleotides. RefSeq names its product U4/U6 small nuclear ribonucleoprotein Prp31-like. Gene Ontology annotation, cellular component: U4 snRNP; precatalytic spliceosome; U4/U6 x U5 tri-snRNP complex. The record is from RefSeq and is a predicted model, not a curated record. Gene Ontology annotation, biological process: mRNA splicing, via spliceosome; spliceosomal tri-snRNP complex assembly. The coding region runs from base 1 to 1086 and encodes 361 amino acids. The transcript is spliced from 10 exons. Lineage: Eukaryota; Metazoa; Mollusca; Bivalvia; Ostreida; Ostreidae.